Moneuplotes crassus is the source of this 1143-nucleotide messenger RNA. The record is from the annotation of a GenBank genome assembly. NCBI's taxonomy places the organism in Eukaryota, Ciliophora, Spirotrichea, Euplotida, Euplotidae.
UAUAAGUCUUCUAAUUUUAUAAAUUAUAAAACUUCUAGGUAAGAAUGGCCGAAACAGGCGAAUUAUUAGAGAUUUACAAAAAUGUGACCCUUCCAGAUCAAAAACUGUCAUAGAUCUUUUAUAAUUCCAAUUUUACAACUCCAGAAACACGAUAAAAUUAACUGAAGCUGCUGAGUGAUCUCGGCUCUUACGAUUUGCACUGAUUUCUAAAAAGGAGGCCCUGAAAUGCAAAAGAAAUUGUGCUAUUUUUAUUGAAUUCGCAAGAUUUUUGAUUUCCUUCAGUAAAGAGCUCCCAAGAUAUGAUUAACACCGAACCCAGUAGCCUAAUGAAUAGAUGCGACCAGAUGCAACAGCAGCUUUCCAUGCUCCCUAUGACCUCUGAGUUAAUCUUGCAGCAGGAUCCUCCUAGAGAGGAGGGGGAAGAGAUUCCCUUUGAUAUAAGUGACCAAUUUUAGCAAAUUUCAACUCCAAUCAGACUCAGAUAACGAAAUUGACACUCUCGGAAACACGAGUGACCAAGAACUCUCGGAUGAUGAAAACCUCACAAGAGCCCCUAAACUCAGAGCAAUGAGUCUUGAAAGCCAAGAAGACACUCAAAACUUUAUGCUCCCCACUGCAGCUUUGAAUACAAUGGAUAAUGAUGGAAAUAUGCUUGAUUUUGGAAAUUUCAACAGUCAAUAUACAUUGGGUGACCAACUUGGUCAACUUCAAAGUCCUCCUCAAACUCAAGACUACGAAUCCCAAUUGUUACAAUUUCCCAGUGGUAUUCCUUCUCAAUUACAGUUUGCAAAAAGUGAACAAUUAGAAGAAAAACAAGAUGAAAAAGAACAGCAAGAUUAUAAUGAACAACUAGAAUCAUAUGAACAAUUAGAACAAAAUUCUUUAGAUCAGCAACAGAUUAUUAUAUCAGAUAACCAAGGCCAAGCAGAGUUAGAAUGCUCGAACUCUGGAUGGAUUUUGGGUAUCCAAACUCCCCAGGAGAAUCCAGAAGGAGUUUCCAACCAACCCGGCUACCAACCUCAGACUAUUUUAGGUUUCCUGUCCUCUCAAGUUUCAACACCGUUGACAUAAGAUGGACCUUAGCCAGCACUGUGCUUGGGCUAGGACCCUAGCCCUUCAGCACUUCUCAUUGAUAUUACUCUU